Penicillium cataractarum is the source of this 243-nucleotide messenger RNA. RefSeq lists its product as uncharacterized. Bases 1 to 243 code for a protein of 80 amino acids. The transcript is spliced from 4 exons. NCBI's taxonomy places the organism in Eukaryota, Fungi, Ascomycota, Eurotiomycetes, Eurotiales, Aspergillaceae. The record is from RefSeq and is a predicted model, not a curated record.
AUGGCCGCCUCGAUUGCUCCCGAAUGCAACGACAUUAAAGAGAGAUAUGAUACCUGCUUUUUGAAGUGGUAUAGUGAGAAAUAUCUUCGAGGCAACACCUCAUCAAAUGACUGUGAGGAGCUGUUCAAGAAGUAUAAAACGUGUCUGCAUAAAUCUCUCAAAGAGAAAGGCAUCGACACAAUGCUCGAUGAUGCUCGGAAGAGCAGCAGUGAGACUGAUGCCGAGUUUCUUAAAAAGUCAUGA